Molecule: messenger RNA, 4555 nt
Organism: Cydia pomonella (codling moth)
Lineage: Eukaryota; Metazoa; Arthropoda; Insecta; Lepidoptera; Tortricidae
Gene: NGR-A14
Product: neuropeptide CCHamide-2 receptor-like
Exons: 9
Coding region: 830-2071 (413 amino acids)
Biological process (GO): G protein-coupled receptor signaling pathway
Cellular component (GO): membrane
Molecular function (GO): G protein-coupled peptide receptor activity
Source: RefSeq, a predicted model, not a curated record
ACUGCGAAAAUAAUAAGCAUUUUGGUACCAAAACUGAUGUAUGGAGUGGGCACUCUAUUACUUCUUAUUUCUCUAUGCUUGUAUGCAGGCAGUCGCAAAGGCAUCGCUUACUAGUGCAGCCCCAACCUUAGAUCAUUCUAUUCAAUGUAAAGAUAAACUUUUACGUCGUGUAUCAGAAAGUUAUUCUUGUUGAUUUUGGGGCUCAACAUCCUUUCUCAUUCACCGUGAAUAUUCUAGAGAAAUUCCAUUGAAACGGAACGUGCACAAAAAAUAAAACAGUCAAUCAAGCGUUUUCAUUUCACGCCACAGAAGAAUGGCGUUACAAUACUUACAAUGAAAGCCUUUCGGGUUUUCUUGUCUCGGCUUAUCCCGAACCAUGCGCAUAUUCCCGCCGCCAACGUUUUACUCCAGUCCAUUCUGUGAGACUCGGCGCUGAGGUCGCCUCUACGGGUACGCGCAAACAUGAAAACUUUGAACGCAACCAUUUGAAUUUGGAACAUUUUAUUCGAAUUGCUGUAACGAUUUGAUUUAUUAACUGCCAAUCUUAAUCUAAAAUGGCAAAUUGUUUGAUGACUUUUAACUUGUGGUAGUGAUUUAAAAGUUUAAAAAAGUUUCUCUAAUUACUUAAAUAUUUUAAUAGGAUAAGAAAGUAGUUUAAAAUAAUAUUUCGAGAUCGGUUUAAGCUGAUGUUAUUGUUGGACGCAUGUGCGUAAAGUGGCCGACUGCAUAAAGAUAAAAUAUGUGGAAAGUUUGGAUACCUGCUACCGUAUGACGCCAGUUCCGGUUAGUCCGUGACCUCAAGGGCUGAAAACAGCUUAAAUCAUUGACGAUGACGUUCUUGGCCCCCAACGGCACACUGCCGUCCUUAGAAGAGAACUCAACAGACAACGAAUACACACCGUACGGCGACCGUUUGGAGACUUACCUGGUGCCCGUGAUAUUCGCCAUCAUCUUCGUGGUCGGGGUGCUAGGAAAUGGAACACUCGUCAUUGUGUACGUCAGGCAUAGGGGCAUGAGGAAUGCACCGAAUACAUACAUAUUCUCCCUGGCGCUAGCAGACCUGCUAGUGAUUCUCAUCUGUGUGCCGUUCGUGUCCAUCAUCUACACGCUGGAGUCGUGGCCGUGGGGCGCGCUCAUCUGCCGCAUUUCUGAGGCAGCUAAAGAUGUCAGCAUUGGAGUGUCGGUGUUCACUCUGACAGCGCUCUCAGCGGAGCGGUACUGCGCUAUCGUCAACCCCUUUAGAAAACUUCAGCUCCGGAAGCUGCCACUGGUCUGCGCAACCUUCAUAUGGGCAGCAGCGCUCAUAUUUGCCACGCCCGCCGCAGUGUUCUCCAACACGGUCACGGUACCCAUCCACAACAACAUGUCCAUCGUGUACUGCACACCCUAUCCUCCUGGGUGGAUGAACUAUCACAAAUGGAUGACACUAGCAAAAGCCAUCAUCUACUACGGCCUGCCUCUGUUGGUGAUCUCUUUCUUCUACUCCCUAAUGGCGCAGCGGUUGUUGGCUAGCACGCGGGAGAUGCCUGGAGCUCUGCACGGCGGACAGGGAGAAGCCCAAGCGAAGGCUAGGAAAUCAGUUGCUUGUAUGGUUCUUAUUUUUGUUAUAGUGUUCUUCAUUUGUUUCCUGCCAUAUCACGCCUUCGAGAUGUGGUUCUAUUUGUCCCCGACCGCUCAGAGUGACUACAACGAUUGGACUCACGCUUUAAGGAUAAUGGGCUUCUGUUUGAGCUUCCUGAACUCCUGCGUGAACCCAGUGGCCCUGUACUGCGUGAGCGGCGUGUUCCGCCAACACUUCAACCGCUACCUCUGCUGUCGGCGAGGCACGCUUCACCCAACCUGCAGCUCCCGUCUCUCUAGGACUGCGGUCUGUGAGACCUCGUUCCGAAGCACGCACCGUCAUAGGUGCAAUAGGAACCCAACAGAAAGCGUUGUGAUAUCCAACUACGACUACGGAAGCACUAAAAAGAAGACCAUCAUGAGCAGGAACAACAGCGAUGCUGUCACCAUCAUGAGCAUCAGAGACACCAACGACUUUCUGACCGGCGACGACAAGUGUAUCAAUAGAUAGGUCAGAUUCCGGGACGCUUUUGAAGAAGUGUAAAAAAAAGACAAAAUGUAGUGUAGAUAUUAAAUGUGCAGCUUAGUGUGGUGUGAGCUAUUUCAGCGGUGAUAAACCUUGAAAGUUAAGGCUUAAGGUUGAAACCAAAUGUCGAGUUAUAGUUAUAAGGUGUUACCUACUGGAGUAACAUGUUUUCAGGUGUUAAUAAUGCUAAUAUGUGUAGAUAACAUAUCUUAGCAAAUACGAUCAUGGCAGUUUAGAAGAACAAAUAUUUUCUUGAAUUAUGUAUAUUUUUACCGUGAGCAGCUACUGCCGUGAUGGCCUUAAUUUGUAAAAAAUGUUUAUAUUCAUUUAUUUAAUACGUUCAGCCGACGUCAAAAAAAAAUAAAAAAUGUGUCGCUUGUCAUAAAGAUGAGAUUUGCUUGUAUCUUUAUAAAAAUAACCUGACAAGACAAGGCGCCUUUAUUGUAAGUGACAAAGUGGGACAUUUUGCCGGCCGCGGUCACAUAUUCCGCCACAUGUCUUGAGAUACAUUUGUGUAGUUUUUGGAACUUCUGGCAUUAUGUUGGAACUAUAAAGAUUGUAAGCUUUGAGUUCGAGCACAACAUUUCUGUAAAAUACUCGAAAGAACAAUGAAAACAAUCUUUGUAAAUAGGUAGGUAGUAAGUAUAGAACUUUGAAAGUUUUUUUAUACUUAAUCUAUUUGCACAGUGUCUCGAGUUAAUUAUUCAUUCGCUGUAAAUAUAAGUAAAAUAGUUCAUCAGUGUCUCAGUUAAGCUUAUAUUUCUAAGUUGCUUUUAGAAUCAGAAAUAAUUUUUAAGAUAAUAUCCAGAAACAGAAAAAAGAAACUUGAAAUAGAAAUCAAAAACGACCCAUUUAAACGGCACGAGAACAAGCAUGCAAUAUUCGAUACAUUGCUAACUACAGAGUACAAUGAAUUCAGUCGAUCGACCAAAUAAAUACCGUAAUGUAACGAAAAUCGCAUGCAAGUUCCUGAUUCUAGAGGGAACAACGGGGCUUAAAGUCAAGGGUGGGUCGAUUUGAACUUUAUAAUCUUGUUAUGAAUCGGCUACCUAUGGAUUUGAAAUUUAUAACCGUUUCUUAAAUAUUAUUGUAUUGUGUGGGGUAUGAUAACCUUCCUUCUGGUUUUAACGAAAAUUUCAAUACUACGUACAAUUUGCAAAACUUGCGAUUUGGAUUUUGCUCUCCACGACCAAAAAAAGCUUAUGAAGUUGGCGUAUGACAUUUACGUUAGCGUAUACAUGAACUCGGUCGUAUUCCCUCUCUUUGCAUCAAUACAUCAGUGCCGUAUGCUAUAUACUGAUCACUGAAUAAAUAAAUUAUGUUAGACAAAAAACAUGCCGAAACUAAAUUACAUGCAUGUAUAAAAAUAAGUAUGUUAUAAACACGGUUAAAUAUCUAUGGUUCUAUCUAGCUAUGGCUGUGAGAACGUUUCUUUGAAAAAAAUGCCUGUUUCAUUAAUUUUGUAUUUUUUCAUACAUUUUGUGUUAUUUCUACUCAGAAUCACGAGCUCUCACGAGAUCCUAAUCGGAUAGAGAAAUGUCCCAGAGAUUUUUUCCUGUUGUGUUACCAUUUCCCCAUAUACUUUGUAUGGCGGUAACAAGAAGGAAAGUUUGAAAAAUGUAUGGAAAUUUUGGAACAGUUUUUUUCUCUUAUAAGGAUGAAAAGGGCUCAUGAUACUGACUAGAAAUAACCCAAAAGUGGCAAAUAAGGUCACAUAAUAAUUAGCAAAAAAAGAAGCGCUCGGGGAUGCAAAUCAAAGAUUUAAAUUUAGUAAAAAAGAAUUUAUCUAAGUAUAGAAUUUUAAUAUAAGAUUACAUUAAAUUACAAAAUAUGUAAUAAAAAUAUUGUAAAUACAUAUUCUAAAAGACCAAAGAUCAAGCAGAUAAAGUAUGAAUGUUGAUGAUUGGGUACAUUUUAUAAUAAAUAUUUAUUGUAGGUAUAUUGUCUAGGUAAAUCUGCUUUCGUUUUGUCGUUUUUUGUCGAAUAAUGUUAUAGUGCUUAAGCCUAAGUACCAAAAUCUACUUUUAUACAGCAUGUUUUCAACGUCUGCCUGCGAAUCCCGUAAAUAAUAAACAAGCCAAAUUGUAUAUAUAUACUUAACAAUAUUUAUUAUCUAUUGCGGGGUGGACUCGAUGAUAAAACUUGUUCCUUGUGUUGUGUCAGACCUAGUCAGGAAAUCCUACUUUAGGUACUCAAAGAUUUCAAAACUACGUAAUUAUGACAAGUCAAUGAUUACUGUGAAAUUUUGGCGCUUAGAUAUUUUCUAUAAGUAGCUUUCACAAAAGAACGACAAAUUAAAAACAUUUAUUAUUAAGAAGCUUAAUAAAUGAAUAGUAGGUACUAUCAAGGUUUCUUCACUACCUUUCCUGUGACAUACCUAAAUUAUUGUCUUUGUACAUAAAUUAUCAUGUUUAUUGUUACGAUGUAAAAAGGAUGUAAGAAAAAACUUUAAAUUAAAUCGACGUCUUU